Molecule: messenger RNA, 1272 nt
Organism: Metarhizium robertsii ARSEF 23
Lineage: Eukaryota; Fungi; Ascomycota; Sordariomycetes; Hypocreales; Clavicipitaceae
Product: Initiator tRNA phosphoribosyl transferase
Exons: 2
Coding region: 1-1272 (423 amino acids)
Biological process (GO): charged-tRNA amino acid modification
Cellular component (GO): cytoplasm
Molecular function (GO): tRNA adenosine(64)-2'-O-ribosylphosphate transferase activity
Source: RefSeq, a predicted model, not a curated record
AUGACGAACCCCAACACCAUAAACAUAAACGACAUAGUAUUCCCCUCGCAGCCAUCCCUGUCCACACUCCUCACGUCCCUCAAACGCUCCACCCUCAGCAUCCACAACCGCCUCACGUCCAUCCUCUCCGACGCCGAAUUCGUCCACCAAGCCGCCCAGGCACUCAAGCAGCCGCCGUCAAAUGAUAACGCGAACCAGGAAACCCAGGAACGAGCCCCGCGCCCCUUGGUUGCCAACGAACGCUGCGGAAGCUGGUACAUCCCGCCCGGGGACAAGUACGCCUCUGCGUACUUCAAGAGCACCGAUGGCCAUGAGCGGGCGUGGAAGUUUAGCACCCGGAGGCUCAACCUCCAUCUACUCGACAUGAUUGAGAAGCACGACGGGAAUGCCCGACGCCCUCUCGACCACAAUUCCAAUCUGGUGCACCGUCCUCAACACCGUCCUGCUGCCCUCGCACCCGCGCUCCUCCCAGCUCUUCCUCCCGCCACACCUCCUGCCCACCACGCACGCCCAAAUCACCGCCCUCGUCCCGCAGUUCGUCGCCUCCUUCAAAGCCCUCCACCUCCAGGAUCUGCCCAAGAUAACGAAACCGCUGCGCCCAUUCUGGGUCACGCAAGACUCGGCGCUCGGCCCCGAAACGCACGCCCUGCCCCCCGAGCCCUCCCCAGAGGCCCAAGACCAAACAGCCCCCGGCACCAUAUACGCCUCCUACAGGCCGGUGAUUUGCCUCACCGCCUCCCGCCGCAACACGUCGUCCAGCGAGAUCGACUCCAACGGCUACAUCCAAGGCGCGGCCGACGACACGGAAAACUGGGCGCACGGCCUGACGCCCGCCGCCUUCUGGGCCAACCGGGACAUCCUCCUGUCCACGCCGGAGCCAGAGCUGCCGGGCCUCAUCGCGUCCCUGUCCCCGUCCCCGGCGGCACAGGCGACGCCGGCAUCCGCGCCCGACAACAACCCGACGACCCGCCUGACGCCGCAGAUAUCCGUGUGCGCGCUGCCCCCGCCGCCAGGCGCCGGCUGCUGCAUCUCGCUGACGAGCGCGACCACGCCCAAGGACCAGUGGGCCAAGUCCGCUGCGUCCAUGGAGGUCGGGCUGGGCAGGCACAAGACGGCCAGCAGGAACCUGAGGACCGCGCUGCCGUACAUAUGCGACUUUGCGUCGGCGUGCCUGCAGAGGGAUCCGCAGGCCAGGGUGACGGUAGCUUGCGAGUCGGGCAAGGAUACCUCUGUGGGCGCGGCGCUCGCUCUGUCGUGCUACUUGUUCGAUGA